Molecule: messenger RNA, 2969 nt
Organism: Physeter macrocephalus (sperm whale)
Lineage: Eukaryota; Metazoa; Chordata; Mammalia; Artiodactyla; Physeteridae
Gene: PKN3
Product: protein kinase N3
Exons: 22
Coding region: 159-2828 (889 amino acids)
Biological process (GO): peptidyl-serine phosphorylation; intracellular signal transduction
Cellular component (GO): cytoplasm; nucleus
Molecular function (GO): ATP binding; small GTPase binding; protein serine/threonine kinase activity
Source: RefSeq, a predicted model, not a curated record
GUCCCGCGAGGGCCAGCGGACCUCGGGAGGGGGCGCCCGAUCCCGCGACUCCGGCGCCGCUUCCCGGGAAGUUUCAAGUUUGAAAGCCCUGGCGGAGGGGCCGGGGCUUCCGGAACCGGAGUGGUCGAGAGGAGGGGCCGAGCUGCCCGAGUGGCGCCAUGGAAGAGGGGGCGCCGCAGCAGCCUGGGGCGGGCCAGUGGCCCCCAGGGGAUGAGAAAGAGGCGAUCCGCCGGGCCAUCCAGAAGGAGCUGAAAAUCAAGGAGGGUAUGGAGAACCUGCGGCGGGUAGCCACCGACCGCCGCCACCUGGGCCACGUGCAGCAGCUGCUGCGGUCCUCCAACCGCCGCCUGGAACAGCUGCACGGGGAGCUGCGGGAGCUGCAUGCCCGCAUCCUGCUGCCUGGCCCCGGGCCUGGCCCAGCUGAACCUGCGGCCUCAGGACCUUGGCCGCUGGCAGAGCAGCCAAGGGCCCGACACCUGGAGGCUCUACAGAGGCAGCUGCGGGUAGAGCUGAAGGUCAAGCAGGGAGCCGAGAAUAUGACCCACACGUAUGCCAGUGGCACUUCCAAGGAGAGGAAGCUUCUGGCAGCCGCCCAGCAGAUGCUACAGGACAGCCAGCUGAAGGUGGCCCUGCUACGAAUGAAGAUCAGCAGCCUGGAGGCCAGCGGGUCCCCUGAGCCAGGACCGGAGCUGCUGGUGGAGGAGCUGCGGCACCGGCUACGCAUCGAGGCUGCCGUGGCCGAGGGCGCCAAGAACGUAGUGAAGCUGCUCGGUAGCCGGCGAACGCAGGACCGCAAGGUGCUAGCCGAGGCUCAGGCCCAGCUCCAGGAGUCCUCCCAGAAACUGGACCUCCUGCGGCUGGCCUUGGAGCAGCUGCUGGAGGGACUGCCUCCUGCCCACCCUCUGCGUGGCAGAGUGGCCCGGGAGCUGCGGACUGCUGUGUCUGGGGACCCCCAGCCUUCAGGGACACUCGUGAAGCCCACCGCCAUGACAGGGACGCUGCAGGUCCACCUCCUGGGCUGUGAGCAGCUGCUGACAGCUGUGCCUGGACGUUCCCCCGUGGCCGCACUGGCCGGGAGCCCCUCCCAGGGCUGGCUUUGGAGCAGGGCCAAGCAGCAGCGUGGUGGAGGCGAGCUGGCCAGUGAGGUGUUGGCCGUGCUGAAGGUGGACAAUCGCACUGUGGGCCAGACGGGCUGGGGGCCUGUGGCCAAGCAGUCCUGGGACCAGACCUUUGUCGUCCCCCUGGAGCGGGCCCGAGAGCUGGAGAUUGGGGUGCACUGGCGGGACUGGCGGCAGCUGUGCGGCGUGGCCUUCCUGAGGCUGGAGGACUUCCUGGACAAUGCCUGUCACCAGCUCUCCCUCAGCCUGGUGCCACAGGGGCUGCUCUUUGCCCAGGUGACCUUCUGUGACCCUGUCAUUGAGAGAAGGCCCCGGCUGCAGAGGCAGAAGCGCAUUUUCUCAAAACGCAGAGGUCAGGACUUCCUGAGGGCUUCCCAGAUGAACCUCAGCAUGGCGGCCUGGGGGCGCUUGGUCAUGAGCCUACUGCCCCCCUGCAGCUCCCCAAGCACCAUCAGCCCCCCAAAAGGGUGCUCCCAGACCCCAGCCACACCCCGGGGGGCCGCCGACCCUGCCUCGCCCAGUAAUUUCCCGCCCAAGAAGACCCCCUUGCGAGAAGAGAUCCAAUCCCCACCCAAGCCACCGCGCCUCUACCUGCCCCAGGAGCCGACCCCCGAGGAGAUGCCGAGCACCAAACGCCCCCACAUGGAGCCCAGGACUCGACUGGAGCCACCUCUGCCAGCCUCAGCCAACAGGAAACCCCCCCGGCUUCAGGACUUCCGCUGCUUGGCCGUGCUGGGCCGGGGCCACUUCGGGAAGGUCCUCCUCGUCCAGUUCAAGGGGACAGGUCAAUACUAUGCCAUCAAAGCACUGAAGAAGCAGGAGGUGCUGAGCCGGGACGAGAUAGAGAGCCUGUACUGCGAGAAGCGAAUCCUGGAGGCUGUGGGCCACAUGGGGCACCCCUUCCUGCUCUCCCUCCUUGCCUGCUUCCACACCUCCAGCCACGCCUGCUUCGUGACUGAGUUUGUGCCCGGUGGCGACCUCAUGAUGCAGAUCCAUGAGGACGUCUUCCCUGAGCCCCAGGCCCGGUUCUAUCUGGCCUGUGUGGUCCUGGGGCUGCAGUUCUUACAUGAGCAGAAGAUCAUUUACAGAGACCUUAAGUUGGAUAAUCUUCUGCUGGAUGCCCAGGGUUUCCUGAAGAUCGCAGACUUUGGGCUCUGUAAGGAAGGGAUUGGCUUUGGGGACCGGACGAGCACCUUCUGUGGCACCCCGGAGUUCCUGGCCCCUGAGGUGCUGACCCAGGAGGCCUAUACGCGGGCUGUGGACUGGUGGGGGCUGGGCGUGCUGCUCUACGAGAUGCUGGUGGGCGAGUGCCCGUUUCCAGGGGACACCGAAGAGGAGGUGUUUGACUGCAUCGUCAAUGCAGAAGCCCCAUACCCGCGCUUUCUCUCGGUGCAAGGGCUUGAGCUCAUUCAGAAGCUCCUCCAGAAGUGCCCCGAGAAGCGCCUGGGGGCGGGGGAGCAGGAUGCUGAGGAGAUCAAGACACAGCCUUUCUUCAGGACCACCGACUGGCAGGCCCUGCUCGCCCGAGCCGUCCGGCCCCCGUUCGUGCCCACCCUCUGCGGCCCCACAGACCUGCGCUACUUUGAGGGCGAGUUCACAGGGCUGCCGCCUGCCCUGACGCCACCUGAUGCCCGCAGCCCCCUCACCGCCCGCCAACAGGCUGCCUUCCGGGACUUCGACUUUGUGUCCCAGCAAUUCCUGGAGCCCUGAGGGCCUCCCGGGCUCUCUACCCCCUGCCCCCCAGACGGUUGGAGCCUCUGCUUGCCCGCCUUUCUGCCCGCCUGGGCGCCCUGGUAUUGACGAGCCCUUGGGACUCAAGGUGGCGGCCACGGGCUGCUGUCGUGGGCUUUG